UGCUCCACUCCGUCCAUCUUCUUUGAUUCUCGAAUAACCCUUUCAGGCGUUAUACCCAGUACGCAUCAUGCCGCGCGCAGAAGCUGGAAGCACCAAGGCCAUUGGCAACAAAAUCAAGGCUAAAGGCUUGGGCAGACUCAGAUGGUAUUGUCAAGCCUGUUCCAGGCAGAUGCGAGAUGAGAACGGCUACAAAUGUCACGUCCAGAGUGAAAGCCAUGUGCGCCAAGUACUCCUAAUCGGCGAAGACCCCAAGAGAUACAUCGAAGACUUCAGCAAAGAGUUUCUUAGCAACUUCUUGAACCUGCUAAGGACCGGUCAUGGCGAGAAGAAGGUUCACAUCAACCAGUUCUACCAGCAAGUCAUUGCCGAUAAGGAGCAUAUUCACAUGAACGCCACGAAAUGGAAGAGUCUUACACAAUUCGCUGCAUACUUGGGUCGGGAAGGUCUUUGUCGCGUCGAGGAAACCGAGAAGGGUCUGUUUGUUUCGUAUAUCGACCGGAGCCCUGAGGCUAUGAGACGGCAGGAAGCCCUUCUCAAAAAGGAACGUCAGGAUCGAGGAGACGAGGAAUUGGAGCAGCGACAACUCCAGGAACAGAUCAAGCGCGCUCAGGAGAAUGCUAAGGAGGAGGAAGUGGACCCCGAGGCUCGGAUCCUGCAACGCAAGGAGGGUGAAAAGGUCAAGCUAAACAUCGGGUUCGGGUCAAAGACUGGUGAUUCUAAAAGCGAGUCGCCAAAGCCUGCGUCGUCGGAUGAGAAGGAUAGUGGCGCGUCGACUACGCCCGAGACGGCUUCCGCUUCGUCUGCUCCUGCUCCUGCUUCUGCCUCUGCUCCCGCUCAACCACAAGCAGCACCGAAGGUAUCUUUGUCAUUUGGCGGUGGUUCCAACAAGCCAAAGAACGUUUUCGCUGCCGCUGCGAAGAAGAACCCGCUUGCUGGGAAGAAGGGGUCGGUUCUGGAGCAACCUAAGAAGAUGACGGAGCAAGAACGUAUCAUGAAGCAGGAGAUGGAAGCCAUGGAGCGGAAGCGUAUGCGUGGUCCAUCUGGGUUUCCUGAUGCUAAGCGUCCGAGGGUGUCCUGAAUGAUUCUUCUGGGAUAACAGCUUCGAGUGGGGUAUCAGACUCCACAACCAUCAUCCGCUUCGGUGUCGCUCCGCCCAGUGAUGUCGAUCUUAUGUUCUCGUCAGCCGCGUUUCUGACAACCACUAGAGAACCAUAUGCUGUCUUGUAACCGGGCUCUGACCUUUACGCCAUGCUUUGGGCGGUAUUUCCAUUAUUCCUUGGACAGUGCGUUGCGGUGGUGCAUUUGAUCUGAGGCACAUAUAUUCUAUGUCCAGGAAAGGCUUUCGCGUCAGUAUGUUUCAGCGGCUACUGUCGUCUGCUUUGGUUACCUUGCUAGGCCGUCUCGAUAGAUUUGUGACUAGAUAUCGCUAGCUAUUGUUGUUAGCUAUAAUUAAAAUAUUCGAC
Messenger RNA from Aspergillus sclerotioniger CBS 115572, 1463 nucleotides. Its product is annotated as putative C2H2 finger domain protein (Kin17). Gene Ontology annotation, cellular component: nucleus. Lineage: Eukaryota; Fungi; Ascomycota; Eurotiomycetes; Eurotiales; Aspergillaceae. Gene Ontology annotation, molecular function: double-stranded DNA binding. The coding region runs from base 68 to 1078 and encodes 336 amino acids. The transcript is spliced from 4 exons. The record is from RefSeq and is a predicted model, not a curated record. Gene Ontology annotation, biological process: DNA replication; DNA damage response.